Molecule: messenger RNA, 2740 nt
Organism: Haliotis rubra (blacklip abalone)
Lineage: Eukaryota; Metazoa; Mollusca; Gastropoda; Lepetellida; Haliotidae
Product: neo-calmodulin-like
Exons: 6
Coding region: 1004-1483 (159 amino acids)
Molecular function (GO): enzyme regulator activity; calcium ion binding
Source: RefSeq, a predicted model, not a curated record
GAGCUCCUGAAUCUACAAGAAUCAUUUAAGAAUAAUGAGACGCUAGCGUGAGCAACGGCACGCUCCAUGGAUGUUUAUGUUGCCUACGACCGCUCCAUUUUGGUGACAACGUUGACGUUACACGCACUUUAACAGCACCUACGCCGACGUGAGACAAACAAGAGCGCGGACCUCUGAUGCUGGUGCCUGACCUGAACUUGUUAAACACAGGCACGACGGAGGGUGUUUAGAGAUUAAUUUCCAUCUACAGCUGUUGCUACAAAGACGUCUCCGUGCACGCCUCUGACACAGCUACAUCAUGCUGGAUUGUAGAUACGUUAAAUGAAGCUGUUUUCUAUAUUUGGACAUUGGAAAUUAAUUGUCAUCGAUCUUUUAGACAAGGACAAGAAAAGUCUUCGAUCUUUGGAUUAAGAACGCAACUGUCUUCGAUUCUUUGGUACGAUAAAUGAACUGUCUUCGAUCUUUGGGCAAACAAAGACAGUCCCUGUUAUUUGAUUACAGGAAAGAAAUGUCCUCGAUCUUUGCAUGUAGUGACGUAACUGUAUUCGACCUUGGAUUGUACUAAGGUAGCCUGUGAUCUUUAUAUCAAGUAAAGAAUUUUCAGUCACUGGCUUCAGGUAAUAGGUAUUCGUCUCUGACCCUGCCGUGGAAGGAACAUUUGACUCCGACUCUGAUAUAGUAAAGGAUGAUUGGACUCCACACGUGGUACGAUGAUAAACGUCCACUGAUUGUAACAAUAAAUAAGGACGUCGCCACCCAGUCACCGCGUUCGACUUUUACCAUUUAAACAGAUUGCUGCCUCCUUUACUACAAGUUGUAGAAUUGCUUCCGUCUGAACUGUGUAUCGAGUGUCAGUAUGUCCUAGCGUGGAAACCUGCUGCAAGUACCACUCCCUAAAACCUGGACAUUCGGUGUACACAGGCGCCUCCUGCCGGCCAUAUCUAGCAUUCAGCCUUCAGACUUCUUGAACCGGCAACACCCAGGUGGGCCUCCGAGAUAUAGAAUGGGGGUUACAGACCAGCAGAAGAAAGAAAUCCAAGAGACGUUUGAACUGUUUGACGUUGACCAUGACGGUAGAGUGACUACCAAGGAGAUGGGCACCAUCAUCCGGGCAUUCUUCAUCGUGGCCAAUGACGGGCAGCUGCGGGCCUUCCUCGACAGGCUUGAUACAAAUGGAGAUGGAUACGUCGACUACGCCGACUUUGAGCGCUUCAUGGUUGAGGAAGAACUGACUACGGUGUGCCGGGACGAGAUGGAUGACGACCUCUCCGCAGCCUUCCAAGUCUUUGACAAAGACGGAAACGGCUUCAUCGACGCUGAUGAAUUCAAGGACGUCAUGGUCAAUCUGGGAGACAAGAUGACAACGGAGGAGGUGGAGGCGUUGAUGAAGGAGGCUGACACUGACGGAGACGGCAAGAUCGACUACACAGAAUUCUGCAGGCACAUGAAGAGAAACAUUCUCCUUGAAGACGGCAAGGGAUAGUGACGAAAUGUGAACGAAAACUGUGUACAUCGAGGCUAAUUGAUAUGUUGAACUGUUGCUCAAGACAAACUAUAAUGCUACAGAUGUAAUCGUAUACUUACAGUAUGAGUGUAGGACAUUUCCCCAUCAGGACAAUUCCCCACUAGGACAAUACCCCACAUGGCAUUUCCCCAUCUUGACAUGUCCCCACACCUGUUUUGUAACCAGUAGGACAAUUCCCCACACCCAUCACAGAUAAUGGACAAACACAAGCUGAGAUUGUAUAUAUAUGUUGCAUUAAUAUAGUUAAGAAGUUAUAUAUAUAAUUAUGUAAUGAGUUCAUUUUUCAUCAGUUCAUUCAGUCGAACUUGGAAUUCACUUGGAAUGGCGAAGGAUUGAGAGCAAAUAUGUACAAGAGUAUAUACAAUGAUUUGGGAAACAAACAUGAAUUGAGAAUAGAAUGGAAAUGAAAAUAUACAAUAGAUUGUGAGUACAAGAGUCACUUGCCCUGGAUAGAGUCAAUUUAAAAGAGUCAGUGAGGUGAAACACACUUGCGUUUGUUUUGAUCUUGAUGGCCGAGCUUGAUGGCCGAGCUAUGAUACAUGUGGCUGUUAUUGUAAGUAGGUCGGAGGGAAGGCUGUUGUGAUGGAUGAGGGGUGAGGCGAAGCGUGAAACACACUUGCGUUUGUUUUGAUCUUGAUGGCAUCUAUUGAAUCUACAAUUUUCUGAUGAGGGGGGAAUUGUCCUACUGAUUACAAAACAGGUGUGGGGAAAUGUCAAGAUGGGGAAUUGUCCUAGUGGGGAAUUGUCCUGAUGGGGAAUUGUCCGUACACCUUACAGUAUAUAUCAUAGUCACUACAUCAUUGCCAAGAUCUGAUUCUGUAUCAUAACCUAUCAAAGAAAUGACCUAUUUCGUUUUUAUGGAUUUUUAUUUUAAUGUCUCCCAGCAUCGCUCUGUACACUUUUGAAGUAACACAAGUCACCAUUUCGCACACUGAGAAAAAGACAUAUGCCUGUCUCUGCUAUUCAGUAGCUGCAACCUAAUUAUUCACCUGAUUCUGAUGUAUUUGUACAUUGGGUGUCUCAAAAUAAGUGAGCAUUCCCGCAAUUUCCCAGGUACACCAGAAACACAGACAUGCAUAUAUACCCUUUCUGUUCUUAACAGCUUUAAAAUUCGGAGUGUAUAAACUGAUGUGCAAAAGAAAGUACACAGGUUGUGUUUCUUCCAAUAAGAUAAAAAUAACAAAACCUUUUGAUGAAAUGGAAAAUGUAUGUUGA